GGCAGUACCGCAGUAGAACGAAGAUUCAAAGUUCUCGCAAACAACGUGAACCUUCCCGCAAAACAUACAAUCUCAAUCAAAUUCAGUGACAAAAUUGUUGGCAUUAGGGUUCAUGAAUUAGGGGUUUUGGGUUUUGUUGAUAAAUCAUGGUGGGAAUGAUGGCAGCGAUUUCGAGGGAGAAGUUUGCCGGCCUCAUUGACUCGGCCAAGUUCUCCACGGAUGUUCCUUCGAAGCUCGAGAAAUUACGUAAAUUAAAAGAGGAAUUUUCUCGCGCAAAAGACCUUCACUUGGUCACAGAGUUCCUUCCUCAACUUCUUGAUCUUCACACCGACCGUUGCAGUCCCGUUCGCAGAUUCAUUGCAGAGAUUGCUGGUGAUAUUGGGUUGGAUUAUACAGAUUUAUUACCCGAUGUUGUACCUUUAUUGGUAAAUCUCUUAAGAGAUAGUACACCAGCAGUUGCUAGACAAGCAAUCACCUGUGGAAUCAGUUUAUUCCGCCGUGUUCUUACGAAAAUUGCACUUCAGGGUUUGUAUUCCAGCCAGUUGGAUGAUUCUCUUGAGUCAUCAUGGGUAUGGGUGUUGAAGUUUAAAGAUGAAAUAUAUUCUAUGGCAUAUCAACCGAAAAGCGAUGGGAGAAAGUUACUUGCACUGAAGUUUGUUGAAGCAGUAACUCUUUUAUAUACUGCUGAUCCUAGUGCCUCUUCUGAACCACCUGAAGAUCUAACUUCUGGAGAAAUGCCAGAUGAGUUUAACAUAGCAUGGCUUCGUGGAGGCCAUCCCAUACUUAAUGUUGGCAAUUUAUCAAUUGAAGCUAGUCAGAACCUGGGUUUGUUACUUGAUCAGCUAAGAUAUCCAGCUGUGAAAUCACUCAGCAAUAUGGUGGUCAUUGUGCUAAUCAAGAGUCUUUCAGCAAUUGCAAAGAAACGGCCUUCAUUUUAUGGCCGUAUUCUUCCAGUUUUGCUUGGUCUGGAUCCAUCAAACUCUGCUGUCAAAGUGGGUCAUGUUUCUGGGGUACAUCAUGCUUUAAAGAGCGCUUUCCUUUCCUGCUUGAAAUGCACACACCCGGGUGCUGCACCGUGGCGGGAUCGUCUAGUUGGAACACUUAGAGAAAUGAAAGCUGGAGGGUUGGCUGAAGAAGCCCUUCAUCAAGUUUCUGGCGGUAAUUCGUCAAUUGCGCAGGAGAUAAAACCUUCAAUAGAAGCAUCUGAUGCUGUGCAUGCCACUGCUGUUAGGAAAAGGCCUGAAGUACAUGAUGCUAGUGAUCUGAAAAAAGAUGAUGAUGUACCUGGAAAGCGUGCCAAACCGACACCUAAUACAACUGGGGAAUUGCCACAAGACUUGAAGGGUGGUGAUGAUGUGAAUUCUUCAGGUGGACUAGCUUCAGCGAAACGAAAUGUAGCCAAUGGACCGGUGCAGCAGCUUGUUGCUAUGUUUAGUUCAUUGGUUGCGCAGGGUGAACAGUCUGCUGCAAUGUUAGAAAUUCUUAUUAGUAGUAUAUCUGCUGAUUUGCUAGCUGAAGUAGUAGUUGCCAAUAUGCCAAAUCUUCCUCCAGUUCGCCCAAAAGAAGAGGGCGAGGAAGAGCUGUUGAACGAUGGAUCCGAUACACAAGUUAGUAAUCUGUCUGCAUAUCUAACAGACGUAUUAUCACGCUCCAAUUCUCAACUUGCACAUUCUGCAUCGGACACACACAGUGAUGAGCUGCAGAAGCCUGAAGUGGAGGGUGAAGGCCCUGCAACAAGAGAUAGUGAUGUAGCACAUUCUGCUGUAGAUUCUGCCACCGAGCAAGACUUGGAAUAUUCAGGCCCACCCUUUUCUGUUGAGUUACCAUCUCUAAGGAGUGUUAGUUCUGCUAUUCCGUCUGAAGAUACUGAUAUGGGGGAACUUGAGAGUGGUAUACCUGGUCUAGAUUCGUCAGCCCGGAAUGAUGAAAUACCUGAAAUGCAAGUUGAUUCCUCAUUGAUUUCUGCCGACCCGGAAGAAAACAGUCAAGAGCAAAUUACCAACAUGGGAAGGUCAUCAGUGGAUAUAGUUCCAUCAAUGUCUACAGAUAGGUCUGAGGAACUUAGUCCAAAAGAAGCUAUGGCAGAAGCAAACAGCAUCAACUCCUCAACAGCAACUUCUGUUCAGUUAACAUCUAAAGUGGUACUCCCUAAGAUGUCUGCACCUGUAAUUAGCCUCACCGAUGAGCAGAAGGAUCAGAUCCAGAAAUUGGCUUUUAUCCGCAUCAUUGAAGCUUAUAAGCAUAUAGCAGUUGCUGGAGGUUCACAACUUCGCUUUUCUUUACUUUCCUAUUUAGGAGUUGAGUUUCCUUUGGAGUUGGACCCUUGGAGACUUCUACAAACACAUAUACUGUCAGAUUAUACAAGUCAUGAGGGCCAUGAGUUAACCUUGCGUGUCCUAUAUAGACUAUUUGGAGAGGCAGAAGCAGACCAUGACUUCUUUUCUUCGAGAACAGCGACUUCUGUAUAUGAAAUGUUUCUUCUGAAAGUGGCAGAAACACUCCGAGAUUCUUUUCCUGCCACUGACAAAUCUUUGAGUAGAUUGCUAAGUGAAGUUCCUUACCUGCCAAAGUCGGUUCUUAAAUUAUUAGAGUGCUUGUGUGUUCCUGGAAACAGUGAUAAAGAUGAGGAAUUACACAGUGGAGAUAGAGUGCAUCAAGGUCUUAGCAUUGUUUGGAGCUUAAUUCUUCUUAGACCACCCACUAGAGAUGCGUGCCUAAAAAUUGCUUUACAGAGUGCAGUGCACCAUUUGGAGGAAGUGCGAAUGAAAGCCAUACGUCUGGUGGCAAACAAGCUUUAUCCUGUAUCGUCCAUUUCUCAGCAAAUUGAAGAUUUUGCAAAGGAAAUGCUAUUAUCUGCAAUGAAUGAUGAUCAUUCGAUGGAUAAGGCCCGUAUUGAUGGAUCUAACGCUGAAUUAGCAAAGGACACUGAGAUGGAAAAAACUUCAACUGAAUGUCCAUCGUUAGCCAGUGUCUCUGAGGCUGGUCAACCGUGUACCUCUGAAAGCAUUCCAUCGCCUUCAAUAACCGAUGCACAACGAUGCAUGUCACUUUAUUUUGCUCUUUGUACAAAGAAGCAUUCUCUUUUCCGUCAAUUGUUAAUCGUCUACAACAACAUGUCUAAAGCAGCAAAGCAGGCAAUUUUCGUUCAAAUCCCCAAACUAGUUCGCACCAUUGGCUCAUCAUCUCAGCUUCUUGAAAUUAUUUCAGAUCCGCCUGCUGGAGGCGAGAACCUUCUGAUGCAGGUUGUGCAAACAUUAACAGAUGGGGCAGUUCCUUCUGCUGACUUGAUAGCAACCAUUAGAAAGUUAUAUGAUUCAAAGUUAAAGGAUGCAGAGAUUCUUAUUCCAAUAUUACCGUUUCUACCAAAAGAUGAGCUUCUUCGGAUAUUUCCCCGUUUCGUAAAUCUUCCACUGGAAAAAUUCCAGGCUGCACUUCUCCGUGCAUUGCAGGAAUCAUCUCAAGGUAGUCCAGUUCUUACACCAGCUGAAGUACUGAUUGGUAUCCACGGCAUUGAUCCUGAAAAAGAUGGAAUUCCGCUGAAGAAGGUUACAGAUGCAUGCAAUGCUUGCUUUCGGCAACGACAAAUAUUUACCCAACAAGUUCUAGCGAAGGUUUUAAACCAACUGGUUGAGCAGAUUCCUCUUCCAAUGCUGUUCAUGCGGACAGUAAUACAGACAAUUGCCACAUUUCCUUCCCUGGUGGAUUUUAUUAUGGAAAUAUUAUCUCGUCUUGUGAGCAAGCAGAUUUGGAAAAACCAAAAGCUCUGGGUAGGAUUCUUGAAAUGUGUUCAGCUAACGAAACCUCAAUCUUUCAGUGUGCUACUUCAGCUUCCUCCUGCACAGCUCGAAAUUGCGCUUAAUAAACAGCCCGUACUUAAGGGUCCAUUGGUAGUGUACGCGAGCCAACCAGACUUACGAUCUUCACUUCCAAGGUCCAUACUGGUGGUUCUUGGAAUCGCACCUGACUCUCAACCUGCAAAUCAAGGACAAAUAAUAGUCUCUCAGUCACAGACUCAGUCUCAAGCUCAGUCACAGACUCAGUCUCAAGCUCAGUCACAAACUCAGUCACUUACACAGUCUCAGGCUCCGUCUCAGGUUCAGUCACAAACAGAGUCUCAGGCUCAGUCGCAGACCGAGUCUCAGGCUCAGUCACAGACACAGUCUCAGGCACAUUCACAGACUGGAGAUACGGGGAAUUCGGAUAAACAGGUGUUGGCGGAAGCACCAAAGGAAUCAAGUACCAGCUGAAUUUGCAUAACAACUUGAACUCGCUUCUCCCAAAACUUGUUGUUGAAGAUAUGCAUCUGCUGUGCAAAUGGUUAGGAUAUAUAUCCCUCCAUUUCCCCACAUUUCUGGUAGCUUUCGAGUUUUGAUUGGAAUGUUUGUACCACACAAAACGAUGCACCAUUUUAGGAGUUUCGGUUGAUAGAUCGGGCGGUGUGAUUAGAGUUUGCUGCAACCUUAGGGAGAGGUAUAAUAAUGUAGUUGUCUAUUACAAUGAAUUAACUAUGGGCAUAUGUAAAGUCCCUUGUUUUAAAUUGCGAGGCUGAACCUGUUAACUUUAGUCUGCCUAAUUUUAUAGGAGUACCAUCUUCUCC
Messenger RNA from Cynara cardunculus var. scolymus (artichoke), 4597 nucleotides. Its product is annotated as symplekin. The record is from RefSeq and is a predicted model, not a curated record. NCBI's taxonomy places the organism in Eukaryota, Viridiplantae, Streptophyta, Magnoliopsida, Asterales, Asteraceae. The transcript is spliced from 28 exons. The coding region runs from base 147 to 4247 and encodes 1366 amino acids.